This is a messenger RNA of Didymodactylos carnosus, 819 nucleotides long. NCBI's taxonomy places the organism in Eukaryota, Metazoa, Rotifera, Eurotatoria, Philodinida, Philodinidae. The record is from the annotation of a GenBank genome assembly.
AUGAGUGCUGAUAACAACCCAGUCAGUAUUAAAAAGUGUAUCCGUUUGUUAUUUCAAGAUAAAGAGCAGCAAAAUUUUUUAUCUCUACGAUCAUUAAUAUUAAAUGGCUUAACGAACGAAAAUGUUAGACAGUUACUCGACUGCUGUCAACAACAUGAAUGUUUACCAAAUUUGCAAUGUUUAGCUAUUCUAAAUUCAGCUGGUUAUACUUGUUUCAAUUUGAGUUAUUUAUUUAUAUUAUGUAAACAGUUACCAAACCUUUUACAUUUAAAUUUAAACUGUCUACAACUUGCCCUACAUACGUACGUUCGUUCACCAUAUCCAUUAAAAUGUAAAAUAAAAUUUCAUUUAAUUAUUGAAAAUGAUUAUUCGGAUUUUAGACAUUUUGAAUUACUUUUAAAAAAUAUGCCAAACUUAUAUUAUUUAAACAUUGAUGGUUCAUCAGGUGUUCGAUUUAAUUUUUAUCGAUAUCCAUGGAAUCAUUUUUUCUAUAGUCAACGAUGGCAAAAUUUAUUAAGUCAAUUAACAAAAUUAAAGCAAAUUUCUAUUGAUAUAACUACAAAGUUUUGUGAUAAGAGUAAUAAUAAUAGUAAUAAUGGAGAAACUCUGAUUAAAAAUAUAAAUGAUACAAUAUUACCAUCAUUUAAUAAUAAUGAAUUUUUUAAAAAUCUCCAUUUUUCGAUUGAGUUGCAUACAUAUCAUCCUAUCGGUUUCUGGGAUACCAGAGAUGCUGAACUUAUGAAGCUACUAGAUAUAACGCGAGCUGAUCAAUAUAAAUAUUAUCAUUCUGUACGUAUCAGUUGUAAUUAUAAUUGUUAA